AACACUACACUAGUCGGUCAUUCUUUCUAAUUUAAAAGCUGAAAACAAGAAAACACGAUCCACCUCGAACCUCUCUCCACACACAUCCCCCCUUACCUGCCUCCCUCCUCCCAAUUCCUCCACUGUCACCAACACCACCUCUGUCUCUCUCUCCCUCCCUUUCGUUUCUCCAGAUGCUUAAAUCAAUUGGUGGAGGCAGGCAGGAGAGAGCUUUUUCGAAGAAACCCAUCUCUGUGUAUGCGUUUAUGUGGGUCUCUCGGUUUUCUGUCUCUGUCUCUCUCUUUGAAAACCACCGCUACCACUCUUACUAACUUUCCUUUCUGUUGUUGUAUUCUCUUUGUUGUUCAAACCUUGAUAUUUCUGCCAGAAAAGAAUCAGCUCAGAACUGAAGAACCCAGAUACGAGAAAUAGUGAAUUGGGAGUGGGAAGAGCCAGAUUUGAAGGGGGUAAUAUGAGGGAAGAGGACUCUAAUUGGUUCUCAAGAUGGGAAGAAGAGCUCCCAUCGCCUGAAGAGCUGAUGCCCCUCUCCCAAACCCUAAUUACCCCUGAUCUUGCUUUGGCUUUUGACAUACGAAAUCCCAACAACAGCAAUAAUAAUAUUUCCCCUAUCCAACAGCAUGCCUCCCAACCCCAGCCCCAACCUCCUCCUUCGAAUCCUUUGCCCGCUUCAGCCACCACUCCUCCCCACCCAAACUCCGCGGAAUUCGCCGCCGAUUCUGCCGAGUUGGGUUCCGGGGCCGGUGGGGAGGAGCGCCGUACUCUCAAGCGGCCGCGCCUCGUGUGGACGCCACAGCUACACAAGCGUUUUGUGGACGCUGUGGCUCACUUGGGGAUCAAGAAUGCUGUCCCCAAGACCAUAAUGCAACUGAUGAGUGUGGAUGGGCUCACUAGGGAGAACGUCGCCAGCCAUUUGCAGAAGUAUCGCCUUUAUCUCAAGCGAAUGCAGGGACUUGGCGGUAGCGGCGGUGCCGGUGGAGGUGGUGGCGCCGGUGGAUUGACAGCCAGUGUCGAUCCUGCUACUGACCAUUUGUUCGCGAGCUCCCCGGUGCCGCCGCAUUUUCUGCAUCCAGGUCGCUCCAAUUCGGAACAUUUCUUGCCGUUUGUGCAGGUGCCGGUGACUGCAAUGCAGCACCACCAUCACCAGCAGCAGCAGAUUGCGGCGGUCGCAGCCCACCCGCAGCUACAGCCGCAGUAUCACAGGCAGGUAGGGCAUUUCGGGUCGCCACCGAAUGGGCAAUUUGAGCAUCCAUUUCUGAGUAGGCAGUCACAGUCGGUGCAUAGGAUGGCACCAGUGCACAAUCCAGUACCGGGGUAUGUGGAGGACUUGGAAUCGGCUAAUGGAACAGGAGGAAGGAAGGUUCUCACUCUAUUUCCAACUGGGGAUGAUUGAGUUUUGGUAAUUGUUAAUGCCUCCUUUAACGUCUUAGUUUUCGUUUCAUUCGGUUUCUGGGUCUUUGUGAUACUGGUAUCUGGCGGUAUUUGUUAGAUUUUUGUUUUGCUUAGACUCUUUGUUUUUAUUGUCGUGUUAGUUUGCCUUAGUUAUCCUGGCCAUAGUAAGUGGUGUUGGGCUUCCAUUGAAAUGGGCAUAUUUCUGGGUCUAACAAGUUGGGUCAAUUAAGCUUCUGUUGCCAAUUGGAUGUCUUUCACCAUGCUUUAUGAGGUUAGAAUUGGUGGGUAGUGUCCCUCACCACGUCCUUUAGUUCUGUGGACUUCUACCUGUAUAAUUACAUUGUUUUUAGCGAUCUGUGUCUUCUGUGAGCUUCUGGUGACGGAUAUUGAUCAUGAUGUCACUCCGGGCAGCAAUUAUGUUUCUAAGCUCCUCAACAACUACUCUAGUGUUUUGAGAAGGAGUCAAUCUGGAUGUCUUAGAAGUUUAUUUAUCCAUGGUAGUCUGGGAAUCGGCUGGUUUUCCAAACCUCAGUCUUCUCACUGGUGAAAGGUACUCAUUGGCAUUAAAAGUGUGCAUGGCCGAAGCAUCAAGUUUAUGAACCAUUGGGAUGAGAGGUGAGGAUAAAUAAUGCUGGGAAAUACCAUUAUGUUUCUCUAGAAAUCUAAAAAUGUGGCCAGUACCAUAGUUGGCAUGUCGGGUGCUGAAUUUCUCAGCAAUAUCCUGGAAUCUCGCAUGUGUAAGACCUCGUGUUUAUUAGUCUGAUUUUAUUUAGAGCUGA
This is a messenger RNA of Juglans microcarpa x Juglans regia, 2168 nucleotides long. RefSeq names its product transcription factor MYBC1-like. Gene Ontology annotation, cellular component: nucleus. Gene Ontology annotation, molecular function: DNA-binding transcription factor activity; DNA binding. The record is from RefSeq and is a predicted model, not a curated record. Gene Ontology annotation, biological process: regulation of DNA-templated transcription. Lineage: Eukaryota; Viridiplantae; Streptophyta; Magnoliopsida; Fagales; Juglandaceae.